CUCGCCACUUUUGGAGACUGACACAUUAUUAACUGAAGAGCUCCCAUGAGUUUUUAACAAAAUGUGCUAUGAAGAAAAAAAGUUGAGGGAUGUACCAAAUAUAUUGCCGUCUAUCUCCUGGCAGCUUCUGCUAAUUUUACCAAAGGAAGGACUUUAAGUACCUGGCCACCCUCCCUAACGCUAGAAGCACAGGCUGUUACUUCAGAUAUAAGGAGAGCUACAGUGCCUGGCAACAUGGUUAAUCUCCCCAGAGUGUGUUUUGGAUGGGGGAGACGGAAAUGGAGGGAGCUGUCAGACCUAUAAUUAAAAAAAUAUGUUUCUGUAUAGAAAUUUCUUUUCGUUGUCAGGAGAGAUGGAAAUACAAAAAUCUCAUUUAUCAUAUUCCACAAACUUGGUAGACGCUCACGCCAGAAAGCUACAGCCACAUCAGAAACAGGAAUAGCUCCCUAUAAUUACAUAAAAUAACAUGUUGAGCCUUAUCGUCAGUGAGCAAAGCACCAGCAAAUCCUUUUCUGAGGGUAGUGGAAGUAUUGUAAAUGGGUACAAGGCUCUACAGUCUCUUCUGCAGGGAGAUCUGGGCCAGCUUUCCAAUUGUAAGCAAUAAAAUGAUGGAAAAUCACCAUUAUCAGUGCAGGGCCAUAUAGGACCCGGACGCACAGCAAUGCUCUUGGCAGCAGUGCCAACCACUGGAGUGUACAACAGAGUCAUAGGCAGUGCAGGAGCAGAACAAGGCUUUUAUUUACUUAAAAAGUGCAAUAAUCAUCAAUAUUCCUGUCAACUUGGCUCUCUGGAGGAAGGUUUGCCUUCCAGUCCACAGCCACCUUGGACAGCCCAGCCAUUAUCCCACCCCUGAAUCACGAUCCAAGCUGUGAUUCCCCUCUCUGGUCCUAGAAAAUCAACCUGUUGGACGCUCCUCAUGCAGCUGAGAAUUACCAAGUUGUCUUGCUAAAUCCGAGCUAUUUAAAGCAACCCUAGUGCUGUAAUGCCAAGCAAAAACAAUGCAGAUAAGUCACUCCAAUAAGUUUUUUAUGGGUAAAAGACCAGAAUUUUUAUUUUCUUUUUUAAAUGAAAGCUCUAUUUCUGUGGAAUUUGAUUAGGAAACCAGAUAUACACAUCAGGAAAGCCAUUAUUUUGACACUUCUGAACUCCAGGCUGCCUUUAAUAUGAAAGGCAAAAGAGGAUAAAGGGGAAUGCAAGUAUUUCCUCUGAUCUAUCCAUGACUUAAUGUCUACCUUAUUUUUACAGUGAUUUAGUGCUUAUGGAGUAUCUUCAGAGCCAGCAACAAAACAUUUUAACUAAUAUUGGGAUAGUUUUGAAUUAAAGGAGGAAAAAUCAGGCAAAUAAGUGUGCCUGUUUUACAUUCUUAAAGAUGAAGGAUACAGAAGCACAAGGGAAAAAAAUCCAGUGAAACCAUAUUUGAGAAUCUUUCUCUGGGGAAUGUUUAGAUGAUGGGUUAUUUUUGUCAUACUUCUAAUGGGUGAAAUUGAAUCAUUCUGCAUUUCUGCCAGAGAUAUUUACACGAGAGACCACACAGUCUCUGGGUAUGAAGGAAAUGAGCACUGUGGCUGCUGUUCUCCCACGGGAGGUGCCCUCAGUGUCCCACACUCCAAGCCUCCUCUUCCUCCCCAUGCCCUGUGAUGACUCCCUGUGCCCAGGAUUAUGCUCCCAGGUGAAGGGCAAGAGCUGGCCUGUGGAGAGACUGGAGCUGGGGUUGAUCCUGGGUCCAUAGCCAUGUGCUGAGAGCCAGAUACCCCCACCUCUGAGGGCACUGUGGCGCCAUGGCGGCCACCAGCGGGGACAGGCCAUGAGGGCCGGGGCCAUGUUGAGGGCCAGGGGCUGCCCGCCAGGGUGUCAGCCCUGAGAACAACAUGAACUUCAACGUCUGGAAUAUCAAGGAGAUGCUGAGCAUGCCGACAGCCGUGGGGCCUAACAAGUGUUCCAUGAGGAGUGGCACUGCCAGUGACUACUCGAGUUUGAGCGACUCUCAGCUGCUCUUCGGUUCCCAGUUCUGCCCGGAGAACGUGCAGUCGGCAGCGGCACUGCUGGAGCUGGGCUCGCAGCCGGGACAGCAAAACUCCCAGGACAGUGAGCCCAGUAUUUUUACCAAAUACCAGACAAAACCACAGUUAUUUGAUGAAGAAACAAGAGAAAAAGGUUUACUUAAUCUUAGCACAGGAAGAGUGAAAAGUGUCUUGGAAAAUUUUGAAGUGAAUAAGAACAAAAUAAAGGACAAAUAUGACCGUGAGGUCCUAAGCGCCUUUAUUUCCAGUACCAAAGACAGGCUUCAAGGGCUGCAAGCACGCUUGGACAAGUUUGAAGAAAUGUCUGAUUCCAGAUACAAAUCCAUUUUGGUUCACCUAGAAACCCUUUCCAAGAAAAUGGAAGAUGCUCUUCAAAGUCACCGUGACUCUGUACUGAAAGCUCUGAGAGAUAGAAGCCAAAUGGAGCAGGCACUGCUGGAGAUGGAGAGGAGACUUGCAGCCAAAGAUGCGGAGAUUUCAGAUGUGAAAUCCAGUGUUCAGCUGCUGAAAGAGGGUCUGGAAUCACUGCCAGCCCAGCUGAAUGACCAGCACCUGAAGCUGCGUAAAGAACUAGACUUCGUGAAGCUCCCUAAUGCCUCAGCUGAGCAGCACACACCUGUGCCUAGUGCCAGACUGCCCCCUCACAUGACAGAUAACUCUUCCCAGACCUCCCCUGGCCCGUGCCAGCUCCGUGUCCUGGAUGAGAAGCACCCAUGCCAGCCCUGCUGCCGAGGCAGCAGGGUUUGCAGCUGCUCAGGCUGGUCUCAUUUCCACUGUAUGACAGUGGGGGAGCAACACCGACACUCCCCUGGGAGGAACCAGAUCACUGAGGAUGGCACCUCUGAGGGUGCAGCCUCAGGAGGCAAAGCCAUUGCUACAGAGGCCUGUGACAGAGCAAACACCUCUUUGCAGAAGAUGAAAUAUGGCUUGGAGACACAGAGCUGUUCUACCCAUCCUUGCAUGUGCUGGGCUGACAGUAACUUUUUGGGGGGCAGUCAGAAGAAACACUGUCCUGUACCAUUGGAAGCGCCUCUACCAACCCCACGGAGGAAGGCGUUCAGGAGAGGCACUGGAGGGUUUGAAGCCCUGACACCGUCACAGCAGCAGCAGCCUCAAGGUUGCCACCAGUCUGUAUGGAAAGCUCCACCUGGGCAAAAAGACAGCAACGGGUCCACAGACCACAAGGUGCAGAAGGCAGCUGUAGGCAACAAAACAAAACAGAGUCCAGGAAGGAUCCCCUGGAAUAAAGCUGUAGGGAGGAAGAAAGCAUACCCUGCUAAGAGGAAAGGCGAGCUCUCUCGAUGUGCUGACAGUGGGCUGAAGCAGAGGAAGGCAAAUGGGAUUAUUGAGUUGGAAAGCUCCAGAAAAAAUUGCUUUCCCAGAUACUUGGUUGAUCUCAAUUCAGAAAGCUCUGACCCGGUUUUUGCAGCUCGCCAUCAGCAGAUCCUCAGCAGCGCUCAGCCAGGGCUUACAGAGAAUUUCCCACCAGUGCCAUGCUCUGAUAAAAGCCUGCAACAACUUGCAAGCAGAAGAAAGAAAAGUCUGGAAAUUAAAAGAAGAGUGAAUGUUUCCACCGUAAAAACGUAUAUCUUGGAUUCCUCUCCUGAGGGGAAUAUAUUAUCCCUAUGUAGCACAACAGGUGUAGAGCAGAUGAGCUGCUUCAACCUCCGAAGCCCCUCAAGCUCCAAGAAACCACAUCCUGCCAAUCCGCUGGCUCAGAAGAACCCAACCUGUUGCUCUUUACUGUUUGAUAGUGAUUCUUCUGAUUGAAGGGGUCAUGUUUGGAGCCCUCAGUGCAGGCUUGGCCAUCUCAGUUGCAGUUUAUUCUUCUAGGUGUGUUACCUGCUUAGCCAGAGGCUCUAAAGUGUUAUUGCCCAGUUUGAGAUAUUGCAAGAGACUAUGUGAGGACAGCUCUCCCCUCUCCUGGAGCUGUAUUAUUUUAUCUCCCUGCUCCCACCAGAGAUGCCAAGGGCUCCAGUUACCAUCGUAUUUACACACUUGCAGAGUCUGCUGAGACAUUCCCAGGGAGGAGAGAUUUGGCAGAGCACAGACGGGCAGCUCAGUCAGAUUUGGCAUUGAGAUUUACUGGAAACUUUUCAGUUUUUCAAUGUAAUGCUAUCUCUGUGGCCAGAGGCUUCAUUCUGUUUCUCACUCAUAGUCUCUAUGUUGGUUUGUUGUGUAAAAGUUCAGGUUUUUAGUUCUGGAGGCAGUAGUGGUGUUGUUCUGGUUGAUUUCAAUAAGGUUCAGAUUUGUUCCAGGAGUUGUUUGUGAACUUUGGACGGGGACCAGUUCAGCUGAGGAAAACCAAAUCCCAAUGUCUCAGGUUCAUCGACUAUUGAAUUUCUUCUCCUUUUAGGCUGAAAAUUUCUUGGCCUCAGAAAUUUCAGGAAAUUAUUUUGUUUCUACUUUUUUUUGUAUUUGUAUCUCUUGGCUGAUUAAGGAAUUCUCCAACGUAUCCUUUUCAAGGGCAGUGGUUCUCAAACAGAGGCCAAAAGAUACAAUGUUCAGAUCCAGCAGAUGACACGUUGGACAGCCCUUAUAACCACAGAGAACUCUUUCCAUGGUACCCACUGUGACUAUCAGUAUCUCCCACUGCUUCAGCCAUUUGCGUCAGGUUUGAUUUCCGAUUUGAAAUCUUACCAGCAAAAAAGCAUUUUGAUGUUCACAAAAGCAAAUUUGUGGUGUUGCCACAAAUCUAAGUGAUCCAGCUUUGUCAUCCCGGCUUUAAUAAACUCUUUGUGCUGUCACCAAA
Molecule: messenger RNA, 4773 nt
Organism: Pseudopipra pipra
Lineage: Eukaryota; Metazoa; Chordata; Aves; Passeriformes; Pipridae
Gene: IHO1
Product: interactor of HORMAD1 1
Exons: 8
Coding region: 1869-3791 (640 amino acids)
Biological process (GO): homologous chromosome pairing at meiosis; DNA recombination; meiotic DNA double-strand break formation
Cellular component (GO): condensed nuclear chromosome
Source: RefSeq, a predicted model, not a curated record